Messenger RNA from Saxophila tyrrhenica, 1623 nucleotides. RefSeq lists its product as uncharacterized. The coding region runs from base 1 to 1623 and encodes 540 amino acids. The transcript has a single exon. Lineage: Eukaryota; Fungi; Ascomycota; Dothideomycetes; Mycosphaerellales; Extremaceae. The record is from RefSeq and is a predicted model, not a curated record. Gene Ontology annotation, molecular function: catalytic activity.
AUGUCCGUCUUCUCAGUCGACCCGAAGGAGGGUAGCCCAGUGACUACAGAAGCUCUGAACGAGAUCUGUAAAGUCUUCGGCAUUAAGUUGAAAGAUGAAGAGAAAGAAGACUAUCGCAGGCUCCUCGCCGUGUUCGAUGAGAGCGCACAGGAACUGAUGGCUAUGCCGGACUACGUGCCCGAAGUAGACCUGCAACGAUUUCCGAGAAACGAUGUGCAUGAGGUUCCAAAAGAUCAAAACACCCACGGAGCCUGGGCGUGGCGAUGCAGCAUCAAGGACUCGCAGCCCAACAGUGGGCCUUUAGCGGGCAAGACUGUGGUAUUGAAGGACAUGAUAAGCGUUAAGGACGUCCCUAUGUUGAUGGGAACAGAGUUCGUCAGUGGGUACACGCCGAACAUGGACGCCACCGUUGUCACGAGGAUACUGGAGGCAGGCGGUCACGUCCUAGGCAAAGCAGUCUGCGAGAAUCUCUGCCAUUCUGGAACAUCUCACUCUGCGCCAACAGGAGUGGUAGAUAACCCGCAUUGCAAAGGGUACAGUGCUGGAGGCAGCUCAAGUGGUAGUGGCUGCCUAGUAGCUUUGGGAGAGGCACAUAUGUCAAUUGGUGCAGAUCAGGGAGGCAGUGUCCGGAUACCAGCGACAAACUGCGGCAUCGUUGGCUUCAAGACGACUUUUGGGCUAAUACCGUAUACUGGGUGCGGGAGCAACGAGCCAACCAACGACCAUCUUGGCCCUAUGACACGGAGUGUGCUUGACAAUGCACUGCUUCUGCAAAGCAUAGCCGGCAACGACAACAUUGAUGACAGAAGUUUUCCAGCGCCGGUGCCCGCCAACUUGCCCCAAUAUUACAACAACCUUAAGAACAGCAAGACCCCACAGGACCUCUCUGGCCUGAAAGUAGGAAUUAUCAAGGAAGCCCUCGAGACCCCUGUCCUUGACGAGCGAGUAAGGCAGCUCUUCCAACAAGCAGUUACAGACCUCGAAAAGGCCGGCGCAACAGUCUCAGAAGUCAGCAUACCGAUCCACAAGAAAGGGCCCACAAUCUGGACAGCCGUGUCCAAGACCGGUGGCUACCUCACCAAACUCUACGGUGCUCCCGGCCACCGCACCCACAACAUGCACCAGCUCAACAGCCUCUUUCUCGAAGCAUUGCACUCGCAGUCGAGCUGGGAUAAAUCUUAUUCGGCGAGCAAAAACAUAUACCUCAACGGCGUGUGGGCGGAGCAAAGACAUCCUGCCCUACUGGCCAAAGCAACCAACCUCUCUCGUCAGCUGCGCGACGCUUACGAUGCUGCUCUGAAACAGUACGAUCUGCUCAUCACGCCUACGCUACCGUACGUUGCCACCAGCCAUGCUGACCCGGGAGCGGCGCCGCUGGAGCAGAUCAAAAAGCAGGUCGGCCUUACGUCGAAUACGUGUCAGUUCAACCAGACGGGACAUCCAGCUUUGACGCUUCCAAUUGGGAGGCUCACGCCGAAGGAAGGGCCGGCGGCUGGGGAUUCGAAUGUGAAGUUGCCGGUUGGACUGCAGAUUGUUGGGAAGUGGUGGGAUGAGGAGACUAUAUAUCGUUGUGCGUACGCUUGGGAGCUUGAGCAUGACUGGAAAGAGAGGACGGAAGGGUAG